AUGCGUAAAAGCCAGGAUAUAGAUACUUAUUUCCAAAAGACGCCCGAAGUAGUAGAUGAUGCUUACUUUAAGAAAACAUCAGAAACUGAAGGUCCCGGUGAACGAAGAACUUCAGUCCGUCGUGUAAGUUUUGCUCCCGAACCAAGAGUAGCCGAAGCUUCAACUAGUGAUUCAGUUGCAACUGAACAAACUAAGUCCGUUAUUGUUGAGCAUGGAGUAACUAGUAGUGAAUCACUAGUUAGUGUUGCUCAUCCUUUAGAUGAUAUGAGUAUUCUCAGUGAAACUCUACCACUAUGUGAAGAACGAGAAGAGAACUUUAUUAUGGAUGAUUCUGAGGAGUCAGAAGAUCGACGGAUGAGUUUAUGUCCACCCGACCGACGAACAAUGGAGUAUGUCACGCGAGAUCAACUUAGCAGUAAUAGUAAUGGUAAUGGUAAAGUUGAGAUGAGUAAUGGUAAAGUUGAGAUGAGUAGUAGUAAUAGUAAUGUUAAAGUUGAGAUGAGUAGUAGUAAAGUUGAAGUGAGUAAUAAUGGUAAAGUUGAUGUUAGUGAAGAUGUAGUAAUGCAAGGUAGUGAGAUGGGUGGUAAUAGUGAGAUGGGGGGUUUGGGGGAAUUGGGGGGUUUGGAGGAAGAUAAUGAACUGGUGGCGGCUGAGACGGUUGAUGAGAUAGUUAGUGGUAUGCUUUCAGAGAUAGUUUGUGCGGGUGAGAGUCAUACGCUGGUCUAUGAUACAGUGAAUGUUGAAGAAGUCUUAAGUAAGUAUGAAAGUACUCGGGCUACAGCUAGUAAGCGAUUACGUGAUGUUUUAGCUGAGACUGGGAUUAGGUUUUUAGAUAACUUAAGUUUAACGGCUAGAAGAGAAACCUUAUCUAAGAUAAGGAAUAAGGUUUUGCCUGAGCAGAUAAUAUACUAUCGUGAGUUUAUGCAAGCGAGAAUUAAAGCUCAAAAUGACUUAGCGGCUGUUUUAGCUGCGGAGAUUGAACGAACGAGACAUGAUGCUGAAGUUUUGGAAAGAGAGAUUGAUUGUAGUUCUUUAAGUGCUUUAGAUAGUACUCAGUUGGCUUCAAGAUUAAGACAAACUAAAUCAGAUGCUAGAAGAGAAGGUAAAAGUCUUUGGCAUGCCCAACGUUUAGCAGCUGAAACUGUCUUUGCUAGUACUAUGGCCCAAACGGAACAACAACUAGCUCAGCACUUGGCUCAAUUGAGAUCAGAAGAGAUUCGAGUUAAAGAAGCAAUUGCUGCUGUGGAUUUAGGAGGACUAGCUGCGGAAGAAGCUCGAAUUCUAGCGGCUAUUUCCACUAGUGCAUCAACGGACGAGGCUUCUUUAGCAGCUGAAACUGCCCUGGAAAACGAACGACUGGCCCAGGAAAAGGUGCAAAUAGCUGGUCAAUUGGCUGAGCAAGAGGCCGAAUGGAGUGCAGCAGCUGACUUAGCGGCUCAAUCCCUUGCUACUGCUAAUGAAGCUGCUGCCCAAACGGCUGCGGCUGUGGCUGCUGCUGAAGUGGGUCGAAGUGAGCUACUUAGUGCUAAAGAAGCUGUGGCUAGAGCCGAGGCGGUUUUUGGCUUGAAUAUUCAAGAAAUCUCGCAUAGUCGGCUGGUUUUUACUAUCUCUGAUGUAGCAGUGACUCUAAUAUACGAUGGUUUGUUAGUUGUUGAUGUUUCGGCCGUAGCCACCGGUAGUCUUUUCAAGGAGUUUGCUGCUGCUAGUGUAGGCAGUGUUCCAGAAGCUAAAGACUUAAAUGAAGCCAUUCCUGGGAUUGCUCGGUAUCUAUUAGAAAUGGCAGCUGUAGAGAAGGAAAUAGCGGCGGCGGGUGUAUCUCUUCCCUAUGAGGCCAGGAUUGAAGAUGCUAUUCUUACAGUGCGUUUCCAAGUAGGCCGAGGCCGAUCUGGCUCUAUGGGGGCUGUAACGGCUAAAUUCCGAGCAGGCUCUGCCGUUCCCGACCUUAGCACUAAUAUUCGAGGUAUUGCUCUUAAAACACCCCGCUAUGGCCGCACGUCUCAAGCCGUCACCGCAGCUGUUCUAGCAGCCACCCGUAAAUAA
Molecule: messenger RNA, 2040 nt
Organism: Nematocida homosporus
Lineage: Eukaryota; Fungi; Microsporidia
Exons: 1
Coding region: 1-2040 (679 amino acids)
Source: RefSeq, a predicted model, not a curated record